ACCAGUUCGAGUGCUCGAGUCAGUCAAUGCGUAGCACUGCUCCCAGCGCGACUGAAGCGCUCCAAAGCGUCUAAAAAUAAGGCCAACAGCUGAAAGCGUAAAUCGUUCAGCGGAAAGAUCGCGCCGUGCGAGUUAUAAAACAGCGAUUAAAGAGUGCAUUCUACCACGUGUCUGGCUGCCCCUCAGUUCAGCGGUGCGAAAUGACCAGCCAGAAGGAGGGAAACGGCAGCAGCGCCAAGUCCAAUGGACACUCAGACCCGGAGGCGGCACCACCUACUGCCAGCGGGGAUGAGGACAACUCUCUGGACGCCAUUCUGGUGCGGAUCGGCCAGUUCGGACGCUAUCAGAUCAUCAACUACGUGCUGCUCUGCGUUCCCAUGCUCUUCAACGCCUUCUUCUCCAUCUCCUAUGUUUUCUCGGCGAGCACAGUGGUGCACAGGUGCAACGUUCCGCAGUGCGACAGUGCCAGCAGUUUGUACGAGGAGAGCUGGCUGAACUUCACCAUCCCGUACAAGAACUCCGCUUGGGACUCCUGCCACCGCUACGCCGUCAAUCAGACCGAGCUCCUCACGGUUCCAUCCGGACCUUACUGCGCCAGCGAGUACUUCACUGAUAACUCAGAGACCUGCGGGCGAGACUUCAAGUUCAGGGACGAGGAAAAAACCAUAUCAACGGAGUUUGGAAUUUACUGCGAAGACGAGUGGAAGCUUUCUAUGGUGGGAACCAUCAACAAUGUUGGCCAGUUCGUGGGCAUCCCCCUUGGAGGAUACUUCGCAGAUCGGUUCGGACGUCGCACCAUGCUGGCCGUGGCCGGAGCCCUGAGCGCCCUCAUGGGCGUGAUCCGCUCGCUGUCGAGCAACUACUCCAUGUUCCUGGUGUUCGAGUUCCUCGACAUGGCGGUGGGCAGCACCCUCUUCCCCACCGCCUUCCUCCUGGCCAUCGAACUCGUGGGUCCGAAGCGGCGGGUGGCAGCUGCCACGAUCAUCACGAUCUUCUACGCGCUGGGCGAGGCCUUCCUCGGGUUCCUGGCCUCGCAGGUGCAGCACUGGCGCUGGCUGCUCCGCGUGCUCUACGCCCCGGCCAUCCUCCAGAUCCUCUUCCUGUGGAUCCUGCCCGAGAGCGUCCGCUGGCUGCUCAGCCAGGGCGCCGAGGAGCGGGCAGCCGCAGUACUGCGGCGGGCGGCGCGGAUCAACAGGCGGCCCCUGCCCGAGGAGCAGGUGGAUGAGCUGCUGGCCACCAACCGGCAGAAGCUCAGCCAGGCCAACGAGAGCCAGUACCCGAUCAUGCGCGCCGUGCGCUUCUUCUCGCUGCGGAUCGCCAACUGCUGCCUCUGCUGGUUCACCCACACGCUGAUCGCCCUGGGACUCAGUCUGAACUCGGUGAACCUGGGCGGCAACAAGUACACCAACUUCAUGCUGAACGGCUUUAUCCAGAUCCCCGGCCUGCUCCUGCCUUUGAUCAUCAUGGAUCGCGUGGGCCGGCGCUACUCGCUCUGUGCCUCGAUGCUCCUCUGCGCCAUUUGCAUGGGAGCCUCAGCUGGAGUCGCAGCAGAUAACUACGCUGGUUCCCUGACCCUGUUCCUGAUUGGAAAGCUGGCCAUUACCUGCAGCUUUCAGAUCCUGUACUUCUUCACUUCGGAGAUCUUCCCCACCAACGUGCGGAACAGCUUGCUGUCCCUCUGCUCGAUGGUGGGUCGCAUCGGCUCCAUGUUGGCGCCCCAAACUCCUCUGCUGGCCAAGUACUACAUCUACGCCCCUCAGAUCCUUUUCGCCACCUUCGCUCUGAUCAGCGGCUUCCUGACCUUGGCCUUUCCGGAGACAGCUGACAAGGUGCUGCCCACCACAAUGGAGGAGGCGCGCGACUUGAAUGUGGCCAAGAGGAGGCGGGAGCGUGAGGAGGCGGCGGCGGAAGAGUUGGGGGAGAGGGUGGCGAGCAAGGUCAUUCAAUAGUGAUCUUGGACUGGGAACUGAAAGGAGGCUAGUAGAAGCCAAAUAUGUGUUAGUUUAAGUGACAGCCAAUGCAUUUGUUGAUUUUUUAAAGUGUUUUAUUUAUGUAGCUUAGGUUCGUCCGUACAAGCCGAUUUUAUCGUUAGCUGAAAUAUUCUGUCAUAUUUAUAUUUAUAAGCCUAAUAGCUUCUUUUUAAUUUGCAGAACUCACAAAAAUCUGCAAGCGCCACUAUUUAUUUUUUAAUACAUAGGUGAUCAAAUCGAUCUUCUAAUGGCAGGGAACAGGAUAAUACCUCAACAUAAAAUAAUAUUGAAAUUAAUCUUAAAUUGUUAAUUUUUAUCCCUCCUCCUUUUUAGCAACCAUUGUUUCCCAUUAAAACCAAUUAAUUAAAACAUCCAAUGCAAUUAUAGUAUCUAAGUUACUUACAAAA
Drosophila ficusphila is the source of this 2377-nucleotide messenger RNA. RefSeq names its product organic cation transporter protein-like. Gene Ontology annotation, cellular component: membrane. Gene Ontology annotation, molecular function: transmembrane transporter activity. The coding region runs from base 201 to 1949 and encodes 582 amino acids. Gene Ontology annotation, biological process: transmembrane transport. The record is from RefSeq and is a predicted model, not a curated record. Lineage: Eukaryota; Metazoa; Arthropoda; Insecta; Diptera; Drosophilidae. The transcript has 6 exons.